AUGUCUAAGGGGAGCAUGUACAAGGAAACUCAAUCUGGUCCCAAAACUGACUCGUAUGGUACACCAUGCUUAACAGGAGCAAAAGAUGACGUGUGGUCAAUAAUGGACACAGAGAACCUCCUGUUUGACAGAUAUGAAGAACACCGAUCUAAGGCUAUGCCAGAUAUUCCCAGCCAAUGUCUCAGCCUGUCUAACAAGUCUCAAGGUGCAGAGUCCUGGCAGCACCCAAGUCCAAAUGCUCAGAACCAUGAAGAAGAAGAAGAACAGUCCAUCAGUCUGCUGGACUUCACAGACCAGGACUACUAUAAGAUCAGAAUGGAGGAGAACCAGGACCAGGAUCAGGACCAGGAUCAGGACCAGGAUCAGGACCAGGAGAACCACACCAACAUCCUGGUCAUUAAAAGAGAAGAAUCAGAAUCAGACUCUGCUGCCACUGAUACACAGGGGAAAGAUGACUCUGGUUCACACUCCAACAACACAGCUGACGGCAGCAAUUCACCUCCACGCUGGUUUCAGUCUGACAUAAAAGAAGAAGAAGAAGAGCAGUUCAUCAGCCAGGACCAGGACCAGGAUCAGGACCAGGACCUGGACCUGGAGCACCACACCGACAUCCUCAUCAUUAAACGAGAAGAAUCAGACUCACCCUGUGCUGCCACCGAUACACAGAUACAACCAGUAAAAAAGGGAGUCAAACAUCAGUGUCACUACUGUGAGAAAGCCUUUGGAACGUCAACGUAUUUAAAGAUUCAUCUGAGGACUCACACAGGAGAGAAACCGUACAGCUGUGACCAGUGCGGGAAGACUUUCAGCAGAGGCGACAAUCUGAAAAUGCACCAACGCAUUCACACCGGAGAGAAGCCGUACAGCUGUGACCAGUGUGAGAAAGCUUUCAUUAAAGACAGUCAUCUAAAGAUCCAUCAACGCAUUCAUACUGGAGAGAAACCCUACACCUGUGACCAGUGUGGGAAAGCUUUCACUCUCCUUGGUAAUCUGCAAAUCCACCAACGGAUUCACAACGGAGACAAACCGUACAGCUGUAACCAAUGUGGGAAAGCUUUCACUACAAACAGCGCUCUACAGAUCCACCAACGGAUUCAUACUGGAGAGAAACCGUACAGCUGUGAUCUGUGUGGGAAAACCUUCACAGUAGACAGUGGUCUGAAAAAACACCAACGUGUUCACACUGGAGAGAAACUCUACAGCUGUGAUCAGUGUGGGAAAAUGUUCACCGCAGACAGCAGUUUAAAAACCCACCAACGUAUUCACACCGGAGAAAAACCAUACCAGUGUGAACAGUGUGGGAAAACGUUUGCUCAUGGGAAUUCUUUAAUAAUCCACCAGCGCAGUCACACUGGAGAGAAACCAUACAACUGUGACCAGUGUGGGAAAUCUUUCAGUAGAGACAGUUAUCGAAAGAGUCAUCAACGCAUUCAUACGGGAGAGAAACCGUACAGCUGUGACCAGUGUGGGGAAGCUUUUGCCCACAAGAAUUCCCUUAAAUUCCACCAAGGAAUUCACAGCGGAGAGAAACCGUACAGCUGUAAACAAUGUGGGAAAACGUUCACUCGUAAAAGCAAUCUUAAAAGCCACCUACGUGUUCACACUGGAGAGAAACCGUACUGGUGUAAGCUUUGUAGGAAAACUUUUGCUCAUGGAAGCUCCCUGAAAGUCCACCAACGUAGUCACUCAGUCACAUCGUGUUAAACAUGUCGUCGUGGCUUCGUCUACACGCCUUAAUAACAGUGUUGUUCUAUGCUGCGCCUUUCUACAGACUCAGAGCUACCAACACUAACUUAAUCAUUUAUUUAUUGUUUUUCAGUUUUGAGUUUCAUGUUGAUCUCGGCUGUAGAAAUGUUCAAACUGAAUCAUGUAACAUUGUGAAUAGUCUUAAAUAGCUCCUCCCACCUCACGACUCUAUCGUGCUGAUUUAGCUGCUAGCAAGCAUUCGGUGAUUUAGCUCAUUUUCAGUGACUGUCAAUAAAAU
Scomber japonicus (chub mackerel) is the source of this 1984-nucleotide messenger RNA. Its product is annotated as zinc finger protein 883-like. The transcript is spliced from 5 exons. Gene Ontology annotation, molecular function: DNA-binding transcription factor activity; RNA polymerase II cis-regulatory region sequence-specific DNA binding. The coding region runs from base 1 to 1704 and encodes 567 amino acids. The record is from RefSeq and is a predicted model, not a curated record. Gene Ontology annotation, biological process: regulation of transcription by RNA polymerase II. NCBI's taxonomy places the organism in Eukaryota, Metazoa, Chordata, Actinopteri, Scombriformes, Scombridae.